AUGAAGCAAGCGAGUGUCCAGCAAUUCAUGGCCGUCACGGGGAGUGGCCAUAGACAAGCAGAACAGUUUCUGGAAAUGAGCGGUGGGGACGUAAACACGGCUAUUAUGCUCUUCUUUGACUCCGGGGUCGCUGCCAGCCCCGAUCCCGUACCUGCACCCGCGCCCCGUGCACCUGCCGCAGAUCCCAAGUCGCACCAUAAACAAUCAGCUGCAGUGCCAGAGAAGGGUUCGUCUUCUCGGCCUGGACAUGCUAACCCUGCCACCCACCAAAAGCCGGCAGCCCCCGCCCAUGUUCGCCCCGCUCAGCCUUCUGCCCCUAUAGACAAGCAUAAAUCUACAAAACCUUCUGCACCCGCUCCUCCGCCUCCCCCGAGUAAGCCAACGGUUUCUGCAUCAGGGGCUAAGCAAGGGACGAAGUUCAACACCAUGGCUGAUAUACUGAAUGACAAAAGCGAUAGUGACCGGACUGAAAAUGAGUACUUUGCAGGAAGCGGUCAGAAGAUCAGAGCACCUCCCCCUCACACCAUAAAAGACGUCAACAAGCAGGAGGCGGAGCAGGAGUCUGGUUGCAAGAUCGUCAUUGAGUUCUACUCCGACGGGCUCUUGAUCAAUGGCCAUGAACCUUUCUAUCCUUUUAACAGCAAGGAGACGGAGGCUAUGCUUGAUGAGAUGAAAACCAAGCAGACGCUACCAAAGGCAAUCUUGAGUGCUCUUCCGGAAAACGAGCGACCAAAGCCUGGCCAGCAGAUCUAUACGGAGAUCAAGAACCAUCCAGAAGCUUAUAGCUCAGUGAAGCAGGCUAACGAAAGCUCUAAGAAGGUUUACACAUUCGAUUCGAACGAAAAGGCGCGAUCUUUGGGAGAUUGCAAAAAGACGGCUAAGCAUUCUCAGCAUGGGUCUGCCCCCGGGCCCACUUCCUCUGCUGCUACUGCCGAACCUUCCCUCGCCUUGAUACCUGGGAAGCCCGUAGCCCCAGUUCGUGUUAGAGCAGACAAAGUGUACACACUACAAACAAACCCAGAGCGACACACCAUUAAGGACCUUAUAGAUUGCCUUCGUAAGGCCGGAGUUAGCCUCCCCACGCCUUCAGAGUGCCUAGUCAAGGUGACGUCUACCUCGACAACGCUUUCAGACAUCUCGAUGACAAUCGCCGAAGCAAAGCUUGAGCGCCAACAAAUCAUAAUCGUCGCUAAGUGA
This is a messenger RNA of Giardia duodenalis, 1197 nucleotides long. RefSeq names its product UBA-like domain-containing protein. NCBI's taxonomy places the organism in Eukaryota, Fornicata, Diplomonadida, Hexamitidae. The transcript has a single exon. The record is from RefSeq and is a predicted model, not a curated record. Bases 1 to 1197 code for a protein of 398 amino acids. Gene Ontology annotation, molecular function: protein binding.